CACAUUUUCAAAAAACUCCAAUUUUAUACAUUUGGAUAGCUCUGCGCGCGCCUAAUACUCUUCCAUCGUAAUGCCAUAAAGAAACCCUAAUACCUAAACCCCUCCGGCCGUCUCUUAAAGCCCCACUUUCCAGGCGGAACCUUGGCCGGUCUUCUCUUUCGGAUCCAGCCAAGAUGUCGAUGUCGAAAACUUCCAAGAUGCUUCAAUACAUCAAUUAUCGGAUUCGGGUCACGGUCCAGGACGGCCGUCAGUUGGUCGGAAAAUUCAUGGCUUUCGAUCGCCACAUGAACCUCGUUCUCGGAGAUUGCGAGGAGUUCCGGAAGCUUCCACUGACUAAGGGCUCGAAAGAAGAGCGCGAGGAUCGCCGCACUCUCGGCCUUCUCCUCCUCCGUGGCGAAGAAGUUAUCUCCAUGACCGUUGAGGGUCCGCCUCCUCCCGAUGAAUCCCGCGUCAAGGCAACUGGAGCUGCAAAUGGCGUUCCCGGGCCCGGUAUUGGUCGUGGCGCUGGGAGAGGGGUUCCUACCGGGCCGUUGGUUCAGGCCCAGCCCGGACUUUCUGGUCCGGUUCGCGGUGUUGGUGGGCCCGCUCCGGGAAUGAUGCAACCUCAGAUCUCUCGUCCUCCGAUAAACUACCCUCAGCAACCGCCUGUGAUGAGGCCACCCGGUGGUGGACCGCCGGUGGCUCCUCCACCGCAGCCCUUGAUGGCAGCGCCGCAGCAGUUCCGACCACUUCCUCCAGGGCAAUUCCCGCCGCAGUUUGGGCAGCGGCCUAUGAUGCCGCCUCCUCCUAUGAUGAGAGGUCCACCUCCUCCCGGAGCUCCGCCGAGGCCCAAUAUGCCUGGUGGUGGCCCACCUGGACAGCCUCCUCGCCCUGGGAUGCCGCCUCCACCUCCUGGUGGUCAAUUUCCUGUCUUUGGACCUCCCCGUCCGGGAAUGCCGCCCCCACAGAAUCAGUAGUUGUGGGAUUCAGUGCACUACAGAACUUGUGUAGCAAGUGUUUUUGUCACCCUGAAUUAGGGAGCUAUUGCAGUUUGUACUCAAAAUUAAGGUAAAAAAAAGGGUGAGAGGAUUAAGAAACUGGUAGCAAGUAGUGACCAGUGUUGUAAAAAUCGGCCUAGGCGGCUGACUAGGCGCUAGGUGCCCCUAGGCCGAGGUGAUUUCAACUCUAGGAGCUAGGUUUUUAGUCGGCCGGCCGACUAAAACGCUCUAGGCGUCGAGUUGGGCGCCUAACUCAGCCUAGUCGGUGUCCAACUCAACCGAGUUUGCACUCAACUCGGCCGAGUGGAUCUUUUUGCUUGUUCGGCUAUUGCUUUUAUAUUCCUCUAGUCAUGCAUUCAACUAAUUAUCUAACAUAUGCAAUUGACUAGUUUGGAGGAUUAUAACAAUCUAACAACUCUUAGCCCUAAGUGGAAAAAGUGGAGACGAAAUACUUGAAUUACUUAGUUGUCUAGGUGGCGCUUAGGCACUGCUUAGACGCUAGGCGCCUCCCGGACAUCCAACUCGCGCCUAGCGCUUUCUGCAACAUUGGUACUGACAUAAUUUAUCUUCUCAUUUUGAUUUCCUUUUUGGUACAUAAAGUACCUAAUACAAAUAUACAAUUUAGGGAUAUGUUUUUAGUUGAAAUUCAUGUAGGGAUGAGAAUUUUCUUGUUUGAUAUGAGGGAUUAAGUUUAGAAUAUAACAUCUAUUCAGUACUUUGUAAAUUGUACGGAGUAAUAUGUAUUGGAAAUCUAUAUUAUUGCAAGGCACCAUAUGUUGUGUUUUGUUAAGUGUUAACUUUGACCCUUC
This is a messenger RNA of Ipomoea nil (Japanese morning glory), 1786 nucleotides long. Its product is annotated as small nuclear ribonucleoprotein-associated protein B-like. The coding region runs from base 174 to 956 and encodes 260 amino acids. Gene Ontology annotation, biological process: mRNA splicing, via spliceosome. NCBI's taxonomy places the organism in Eukaryota, Viridiplantae, Streptophyta, Magnoliopsida, Solanales, Convolvulaceae. Gene Ontology annotation, molecular function: RNA binding. Gene Ontology annotation, cellular component: U2 snRNP; cytoplasm; U1 snRNP. The record is from RefSeq and is a predicted model, not a curated record. The transcript is spliced from 2 exons.